CCUUCACACACACCACCACCAACAUGCCGCGCCUGUCCGCCGUCCUCCUCCUCGCGUCCGUGGCGCUCGCUCACGGCGACCACGGAGCCCACGGGGGCGAGAGCAGCAGCAGCAGCGACGAGGGGCUGUCCUAUGCCGAGUCACACAUGCACAACGAGCACCACAUCGACAGCUUUGACCCGCCGGCCUUCUUCAAGCUCCACGACCUGAAUUCAGACGGGUACUGGAACGCCGACGAGAUCGCCGCGCUCUACGGGCUGCGGCACCACUCCGUGCUCGACCCGCACCGCGCGAGCAACGUGCCCGACGGGCUGGAGGAGAAGAUCAUCGCCGAGGUGCUGGGCAAGCUCGACACGGACGGGGACGGCCGCGUCUCGCUCGCGGAAUUCGAGGUCGCCGGACCUGAUUCCCUGCCGAACUUUAAGGACGAGUUCAAGGACCUCGGGCACCACUACGACGAGGAGUCGGAGUACUUCCUGCACCACGAGGAGCUCUACCACUCGACGCCCGAAACGCAGACAGAAGAGUCAUACAACCACCCGGAGGACAUUGAGCACUUCAAGCACCACCACAAGCUUGAGGAUGAGGAGGACGCUAGGCAGCGUAUCUUCCAGGGCCUGGCGCCCGACGCCGACCUGGAAGAGGACCACGAGGUGGUUGAUCCCCUGGACGUGCACGAGCAUGCUGAGGGCGAGGGGGUCGGCGGUGACGGGUUCACGGGCGACGAGGAGGUGCCGCUGUUGACUGGUGUUGACGGGGAGGAGGAGGCCGAUGGUGCGGAGGGUGAGGAGCACGAGGGCGAGGCUGGCGACGCCAGCGGUGCCGAGAAGCAUCAGGAGGGUGCCGCAGAGUCGAUCCCGGACGACGCUGCCGCCCCUGCCGCUGCCGACGACGCCGAGCACAUCACCGUCGCUCACGACGACCCCGGUUUCCGCGCUGCGCGCGCCGCGGCACGCACACCCCCGCGCAGGAUCACGCCCGAGGGCGGCAAGGGCGGCAAGAACCGCCGUGGCCACACGGCUGAGAACCGGCUCAAGCCGGAUGCGCCGUACAAGUUCAAAAUGCGCGCCGGUAUCAGAGGCGACGAGUUCUGACCGCCCUGCUGGCCCGCCCCUUCUAGAUAUGUUACAUGCAGGGUAUAUCCACAGUGUGGACAGUACAGAUUAGACAGGCGAUAUGAGAUGCAAAUCUUGUGUGUGUGUGUGUGUGUCUUUGUGUACUUGUGUGUUGCUAUGAUGCUUGUCAUGCAGGAGAAGACUUGGAAAUCAGCUUCAGAAACGGCAUGAUCAUCUGUGCGUGUGUGAGCCAAACCAUUAGAUGCGCUCAACCAAGCAUAGCCUGGAGAGCACCAGAGGGGCCGUGUAGGAACCCACGCCACCGCUGGGGAGAAGGGUACAGCCCGCGAUACCGCCGUCGAGCCACGCGUUGGUGGCCAGCCCUCCCGCAAAGUACAUGAACGUCCAGGUCCAGAUUCUCCCAAGGAAUCCUUUGACGCGGUGGCCGGUGGCGCGCUUGAACGACACCUCGAUGGCGCACCCCAGCCCUGCGAGGACGAAGAACGUGCCAAGCUUCCACGGCUCGGGCAAGGGGUCCAUACUGAGCUCGCCAAAGGCGUGCAGUAGCCCAGAGAAGACAAACGUGAGCAGGAAGAGGGCGUGCGAGCCAAUCUUGACGCCCAGUGCGCGUGUCACAGUCACCGAAAGGAUAAUAAACUGGUGUCGGAACAUCUGGUGCCAGCGCUUGCCCCAGAGGUCGAUGAUGCUGUCGGCGCGCCACGGUGCGUCGAACAGAUCCACGUCCCAGCUCUGCACCUCCCAAAAUCCAGAGCCAACACACGCCAUGGCUAGAGAAUGGUAGCCACAGCUCAGCGACUGCCAAAUAACAAGGGGCACGCAGACUUCGGUAAAGAAACGCACACCCCCGGCGGGAAGCACCCAGUCAAGGAU
Molecule: messenger RNA, 1946 nt
Organism: Vanrija pseudolonga
Lineage: Eukaryota; Fungi; Basidiomycota; Tremellomycetes; Trichosporonales; Trichosporonaceae
Gene: SPCC613.03
Product: putative calcium-binding protein
Exons: 9
Coding region: 24-1094 (356 amino acids)
Cellular component (GO): extracellular exosome; endoplasmic reticulum-Golgi intermediate compartment
Molecular function (GO): calcium ion binding
Source: RefSeq, a predicted model, not a curated record